Emericellopsis cladophorae is the source of this 1377-nucleotide messenger RNA. Its product is annotated as flavin-containing monoamine oxidase A-like protein. The record is from RefSeq and is a predicted model, not a curated record. The transcript is spliced from 3 exons. Lineage: Eukaryota; Fungi; Ascomycota; Sordariomycetes; Hypocreales; Bionectriaceae. Bases 1 to 1377 code for a protein of 458 amino acids. Gene Ontology annotation, molecular function: oxidoreductase activity.
AUGUUCGACGUCCUCAUCAUUGGCGCCGGCUUGAGUGGCCUUCAAGCCGCCUACUCCUCGCAGCAAGCUGGUCUCAGCGUCGCCGUCGUCGAAGCGCGCAACCGCGUCGGCGGAAAAGUAUGGAGUGUGACUCUGGCAUCCGCCCAAGGAGUCGCUGACCUGGGCGCCGCAUGGGUGAAUCUGAACACCCAGAAGAGGAUGGCCAAGUACACCAGACAAUUCGGCCUCGAGACGGUCACGCAGCGGCUGGAGGGCAAGGCUGUCAUGCAGGAGGGCAAGAAUGAGCGCAUGGAGUUCCCCUUUGGCAUCACGCCGAAUUUCGCCGCCGAAGAUAAAAAGGACCUGGAGCGCAUCCGUGACCAUGUCCAGAAAGAGUCACUCAAGAGAGAGCCUCCACGUCCGGAAGAUGACAACCUCACUCUAGACCAGUACAUCAGGAACUUGGAUGCACGGGACAAGACAAUCAAAAUGAUUAAUGUCUGGGCGCAAGUCAUGCAUGGAGUGAACUCGACAGAGGAGUCGGCAGCCUUCUUCAUCGACUACUGCCGCACAAAUGGUGGACUCUUCUCCAUCCGCGCCGACGACAAAACGGGUGGCCAGCACCAGCGGCUUGUGAAAGGCACGCAACAGUACGCUGAGGGCCUUGCUGACUUGGUAGGGCGCCAGCAUAUCCACCUGUCCCAACCUGUCGCGUCUGUUCAAGACCUCGGGCGUCACAUCACCGUCACAACCACACAUGGCACAGUAUUCCACGGGCGCAGGUGCAUUCUCUCCAUUCCCAGCGCCAUGUACAAAGGGCUCAACAUUACACCGCCGCUCCCGCCACCCAACCGCAGCGUCUACGAUUCGACCAAGCUGGGCCACUACAAUAAGUGUAUAGUCAUGUAUCGCAAGCCAUGGUGGCGAGACUUGGGCUUCAACGGAUUCUUCAUCAGCUACAACGGCCCAGUGAACAUUGGCCGCGACACCUCCGUCGACACAAAGGGCGUAUAUGCCUUGACGUGCUUCGUGAACGGGAGCAACGGCGCUGAAUGGAGCAAAUUGUACCCUCACGAGCGGCGAAAGGCAGUUAUAGAGCAGCUCGCGCAGGUAUACAACGUGGGUGACAAGAGGGACGCCGACGUCUAUCAUCCCUCCGAAGUGUACGACUUUGUCUGGAAGCAUGAGCCGUUCAGUCAGGGAGCUCUGGCCCCGAUCACCGAUAUUGGUCACUACACCAAGUAUGCAGAUGUGUAUGGAAAACCGGUGGGCAACUUGCAUUUUGUCGGCACUGAAUAUUCAAAGGAAUGGAAGGGUUACAUGGAGGGUGCGCUGUGUUCGGGCGAAAAGGGAGCUGCUGAGGUCAGCGAAGCGUUGAGGCUCCGACCGCGGUUGUGA